UGGAGCGCGAGACGCUAUAGAUCAGAGAGGAAGCCGCGCAAACAGGAGGCUUCAGCAAGACACUCUUACCUGAGUGCAACUUUAUCAUUAACGCUCAUAAAUAUCACAAAAAAACUCUCUUUUCUUCGCCAUGGACUGUCGAAAAGAGGUCUGCGGUCAGCCACAAGAUGAGGACAUCAUGGAUAUUCCACUAGACGACCCUACCGCUAACAAGGCUGCCACUAAGAUCCAGGCCGGCUUCCGGGGUCACAUGACUAGGAAGAAGAUGAAGGAUGACAAACCAAGAGAAGAGAAACAAAGGGAUAAGAAGUAGCGUGAGAGGACAUCCACUGCCGCCCUGACACUUUUCCACACAUCACCGCAAUAACCAGAGGUCGAAGAGAAACUUUCGGUGUAUAAUAUAUACAAGUGUAAACUUAGAAACUAAGCCUGGAUCAGUGACCUUUCACUCCUCCUCUGCUUCUAAUAGAGUUUGGACAGUAGUCUGUGGUGCACGAUAGCCCCUCAGCAUGUUACAUAGCUUCAGUGAUUAACAUUUUGGUAAAGGUACUCUGUUGCUUCUAAUAAGACAAGCAAAAAUGUGAACUGAUUUUUUUUUUUCUUUUUUUCUUUUUUUUUUGGUGCUCCCCCCUCCUCCUGCCUGUAUUCUUACAGUAUAGAAGUAUGCAUUUAUUACAUUGCCUUUUCUAGUGUGGCUUUGUUUCUGCCUGUUUAAUAAAGCAAAAAAUGAUUCGGA
Messenger RNA from Pangasianodon hypophthalmus (striped catfish), 736 nucleotides. It is a transcript of the gene nrgna, whose product is annotated as neurogranin (protein kinase C substrate, RC3) a. Gene Ontology annotation, biological process: regulation of growth. Bases 131 to 313 code for a protein of 60 amino acids. Gene Ontology annotation, molecular function: calmodulin binding. NCBI's taxonomy places the organism in Eukaryota, Metazoa, Chordata, Actinopteri, Siluriformes, Pangasiidae. The transcript has 3 exons. The record is from RefSeq and is a predicted model, not a curated record.